This is a messenger RNA of Panicum virgatum (switchgrass), 1273 nucleotides long. RefSeq names its product protein LOL3-like. NCBI's taxonomy places the organism in Eukaryota, Viridiplantae, Streptophyta, Magnoliopsida, Poales, Poaceae. The transcript has 8 exons. The record is from RefSeq and is a predicted model, not a curated record. Bases 267 to 887 code for a protein of 206 amino acids.
UCCUGCCGUCCUGCGCCGAAAAAGUCCGAAACGCACGGGGCACGGCGCCAUCGCCCCCUCUCCCCUCCCUGGCUCCCUCUCGUUUCGUCUCGGCUCCUCCCCUCCCUUCCCCUGCCCCAGACAAAUCCAAUCCGGAACCGACGCCCCCCCUCGCUUCGCCGGCGAGAGGAGAGACGAGCGACGCCGCGCUCGCGUCCGCCUCUCCCGCGCCGACCACUUCCCGCAGGCGGAGACGGGCGGGCGGUCAUCCCGCGCCCGACGCCGGUAUGCAGAGCCAGAUCGUGUGCCACGCGUGCCGGACCGUUCUGCUCUACCCGCGGGGGGCGCCCAGCGUCUGCUGCGCGGUGUGCCAGGCCGUCACCACCGUGCCGCCACCAGUGAGAUGCAGGGUUUCACGUUGUCUGGUAGGUGUUGUGAGAGGAUCUGUUUACUUUAGCAACACACAUGAACGGGUUGGACAAGAAUUUACAUGGCUAGAGAUGGCUCAGCUUAUAUGUGGUGGUUGUCGAACUUUGCUGAUGUAUACUCGAAGUGCAGAUACUGUAAGGUGUUCAUGUUGCAAUACAGUCAAUCUUGUUAGACCAGUGAAUAAUAUAGCUCAUGUUAACUGCGGCCACUGCCAGACAACUUUGAUGUAUCCAUAUGGAGCACAUUCAGUAAAAUGUGCCAUAUGCAAUCAUAUCACUACUACCGGAGUAAAUACGGUGGCACCCACACCAUCUGCAAGGCCAGCAUCUAAUGGAUCUGCAUAUAGUACCUCAUCUACUUCUGUUCCUAAAUCUCAGCCCCAGAAUGUAACUGUUGUUGUUGAGAAUCCUAUGACAGUUGAUGAUAAAGGAAAACUAGUGAGCAACGUUGUAGUUGGAGUCACAACUGGGAAAAACUGAUGUGCUAUCUCCAUCAUUGUUGUGUGUUCUAAUCAGAAACUAGGAAAUACUGUGUGUCACAGUGCUAUCGAAUGGCUGGUUGCAUACUUGCAUGGUCGUCCUUGAACAAAGAUGCACCAGAUGUUUCUGGGAUCUUGCAAGGAAACCAUGAAGGUCAAAAGCUGUGUUUUGAAUCUAUCGAUUCUUUUGUGUGUAUAAGAGCUCCGUUAGACUUCAGUGUGUGAUAGUAUAGUUAUGCAAUACACAUGCAUUUGUACACACUUUGUAGUUUGUGCUGGUGUUCAUAGUUUUUUGCUGGUAUACAUGCACUUGUAAAGAUAAAAAGCUGUAAUAAGGGUAUCUUCAACAAAUUACUCGUACCGUACCAAAAUAUACUUCAUCCCAAA